This is a messenger RNA of Sebastes umbrosus (honeycomb rockfish), 2101 nucleotides long. RefSeq names its product tubulin alpha chain-like. The record is from RefSeq and is a predicted model, not a curated record. The coding region runs from base 129 to 1478 and encodes 449 amino acids. Gene Ontology annotation, biological process: microtubule cytoskeleton organization; mitotic cell cycle. Gene Ontology annotation, cellular component: microtubule; cytoplasm. The transcript is spliced from 4 exons. Gene Ontology annotation, molecular function: structural constituent of cytoskeleton; GTP binding. NCBI's taxonomy places the organism in Eukaryota, Metazoa, Chordata, Actinopteri, Perciformes, Sebastidae.
CUGAUUACAGCUCAGAUCAAAUCACUGCUCACCUUAAGCUGCAGGUAUAAAAAAGCUGACUAGCACAGCUGGCUCCAGCACUACAUCUUCUUACCGAUACCUUGGACAUUGGAGAAGAGACAUAAACUAUGCGUGAAUGUAUCUCUGUUCAUGUGGGCCAAGCUGGGGCUCAGAUUGGCAAUGCAUGUUGGGAGCUGUACUGUCUGGAACAUGGGAUCCAGCCCGACGGACAUGCGCCCAGUGGCAAGACUAAUGGAGGAGGAGAUGACUCCUUCAACACCUUCUUCAGCGAGACAGGGGCGGGAAAGCAUGUUCCUAGAGCCAUCUAUGUCGACCUGGAACCCACUGUCAUAGAUGAGGUGCGUACAGGAACCUACCGGCAGCUAUUCCACCCUGAGCAGCUGAUUACAGGAAAGGAAGAUGCUGCCAACAACUACGCCCGUGGACACUACACCAUCGGCAAAGAGAUCAUUGACCUUGUUCUGGACAGGACUCGUAAACUGGCGGAUCAGUGCACUGGGCUGCAGGGAUUUCUAAUCUUCCACUCCUUUGGUGGAGGCACUGGCUCAGGUUUCACCUCCCUCCUGAUGGAGAGACUCUCUGUUGAUUAUGGUAAAAAGUCUAAGCUUGAGUUUGCCAUCUACCCGGCCCCCCAGGUCUCCACCGCAGUGGUGGAGCCUUACAACUCCAUCCUGACCACCCACACCACCCUGGAGCACUCCGACUGUGCCUUCAUGGUGGACAACGAGGCCAUCUACGACAUCUGCCGCAGGAACCUUGAUAUUGACAGGCCGACUUACACCAACCUGAACAGGCUCAUCAGCCAGAUCGUGUCUUCAAUCACAGCCUCACUUCGCUUUGACGGAGCCCUGAAUGUUGACCUGACAGAGUUCCAGACCAACUUGGUGCCUUACCCUCGUAUCCACUUCCCUCUGGCCACCUAUGCUCCAGUCAUCUCUGCAGAGAAAGCCUACCAUGAGCAGCUGUCAGUUGCUGACAUCACCAACACCUGCUUCGAGCCAGCCAAUCAGAUGGUGAAGUGUGACCCUCGUCACGGUAAAUACAUGGCCUGCUGUCUGCUGUAUCGUGGCGACGUGGUGCCCAAAGACGUCAACUCUGCCAUUGCCGCCAUCAAGACCAAACGCUCCAUCCAGUUUGUGGACUGGUGCCCCACAGGCUUCAAGGUGGGCAUCAACUAUCAGCCUCCAACGGUGGUUCCUGGAGGAGAUCUGGCCAAGGUGCAGAGGGCUGUGUGCAUGCUGAGCAACACCACAGCCAUCGCUGAGGCCUGGGCCCGUCUCGACCACAAGUUUGACCUCAUGUACGCCAAGAGAGCCUUCGUCCACUGGUAUGUUGGGGAGGGCAUGGAGGAGGGAGAGUUCUCAGAGGCCAGAGAAGACAUGGCCGCCCUGGAGAAGGAUUAUGAAGAGGUUGGCACUGACAACGCAGAGGAGGAGGAUGAAGGAGAGGAAUACUGACUUUCCUGAGGCCUGUAUUUAAACCAAAGUAAAUUGAUAUUUAAUCCUGGUUUUAAAAUGGGACAUUUACUGUAGUUUGUUGUAGUGAAGAAAAAUGUGGGUCAAAUGUAUAAAUAAACCAACAACUUGGUUAAGAAAAAUAACACAUUUGAAAGAUCCUUAUUAUUAACAUUAUCUUUGUCUUUAGACAUAUUAUAUUUUGGGCCUUUAAAGAUCUUUUCUUUCCGCCGUAUCAGAUUCAGAAACUUAGACCAAACCCUUUCUUUUGUGCACCUCCCCCCCACUAUCCUCUCUCAUGUGGAAUGUAAGUUAUGAAAGGGCUCCUAUGUCGGUUUCUAUAUGCCAUUCAGCUGUGACUGUGUGAGAGCGGGAGGGAGAGAAAAUAAAUGACUCACUCGCUUGCUGGUGUUGUUUGUGUAGCACGCACUCAGACAGCGGCCUGCAGCAACAAUAGGAUCCCAGUUAUGUGUGAAUCACAGCUCUGUGAUACCAGGAGGGCUGUCGAAAAGUUGUACCAAGGACAAGCAGAAAACUUUGCUUCCAAUGUGUGUGCCAUUGUGCCAAUGUGAUGUUUUUUUUUGUGUAUUCUGAAUUAGCUGAAUAAACUGAAUCACUGCGUGUCA